Messenger RNA from Nothoprocta perdicaria, 2291 nucleotides. RefSeq names its product ubiquitin conjugating enzyme E2 Z (gene UBE2Z). The transcript is spliced from 6 exons. Gene Ontology annotation, molecular function: ubiquitin conjugating enzyme activity; cysteine-type endopeptidase inhibitor activity. Gene Ontology annotation, biological process: negative regulation of apoptotic process. Gene Ontology annotation, cellular component: nucleus. The coding region runs from base 108 to 848 and encodes 246 amino acids. NCBI's taxonomy places the organism in Eukaryota, Metazoa, Chordata, Aves, Tinamiformes, Tinamidae. The record is from RefSeq and is a predicted model, not a curated record.
AUGUGCACAGAUUUGUUGCCUAGAACGGUCUGUGUUCUGUGCUUAGAGGGCUGAUGAACGCCAGGGGAGAUCUUGACUAAUUCCUGUUUCCUUUGUUCAGGGAUAUCAUGUCCAUUUAUAAGGAACCACCCCCGGGAAUGUUUGUUGUGCCUGAUCCCCAUGACAUGACCAAGAUUCAUGCAUUGAUCACAGGCCCAUUUGACACGCCUUAUGAAGGGGGUUUCUUCUUGUUCCUGUUUCGCUGUCCUCCAGAUUAUCCCAUCCACCCACCAAGGGUCAAACUGAUGACAACGGGAAAUAACACAGUGAGGUUUAACCCCAACUUCUACCGCAAUGGGAAAGUCUGCCUGAGUAUUCUAGGUACUUGGACCGGGCCUGCAUGGAGCCCAGCACAGAGCAUCUCUUCAGUCCUUAUUUCCAUCCAGUCUCUCAUGACUGAGAACCCGUAUCACAAUGAACCCGGCUUUGAGCAGGAAAGGCAUCCUGGGGACAGCAAGAACUAUAAUGAGUGCAUUCGGCAUGAGACCAUCCGAGUAGCAGUGUGUGACAUGCURGAAGGAAAGUGUCCCUGUCCUGAGCCGUUACGGGGAGUAAUGGAGAAGUCCUUCAUGGAAUACUAUGACUUCUAUGAAGGGGUGUGCAAAGAAAGGCUGUAUCUGCAAGGACAGACGAUGCAGGAUCCUUUUGGCGAGAAACGAGGCCACUUUGACUAUCAAUCCCUGUUAACCCGUUUGCAAGGCAUUCGUCAGAAGGUGCAAGAGAAACACCAGCAGGAGAACACAGAAAUAGACUCUGAGAGCAGCUCCUCGGAGACAGAGACAGACGCGCAGGGCUGUUCCCGAGCCUAGAGCCGGGGCAGCGGCGGCRAGGCCGGGGCGCGGGGAUGCUCCGUGUGCGCCGGCUCUGCUGCCCCCGACGCACUCGAGAGCCCGGCGGGCCGGAGCGGAGCAAACUGCGGGAAUCUCCUGUCUCCCUUUACUGCUCCGGUGGAUAAUGCCGAACGAGAAGACGUCAUUCUAGACAAAGCCAAGCGUGUGACAGGCUACUAUUAAAAGGUACUUACUCUGCUAGAACGCUGGAGCAUGUGGCAUCAGGUUAUUUUUUGGAAACACCUACACUGUUUUUUUUUUUUUUUCUUUUUUUUUGUUUUUUUGAUUAAACUAUGAGAUCGAGACCGUGACUCCUCUUUACAGCUUUUCUGUUCCUGGACAGUGAGCCCUUUCCUGGGGCCGUGCUGAGCAUGGAGCUGUAGCCUGGGGAGAGCUUUGAUGAGUCCAGGCUAGGAUAGGGCCCAUGCACCGCGUGGCCUGGGUGAAACCUUCUUGUGCAGGCUGCGAGGACRGAGACCCUCUGCUCCGUGGGAGCCACCUACCUGAUGUCUUUCUUCUAGACACUGUUCUAGACAGACCAAAGAUAAAGAGCAGUGGUGGAAUCUGAGCUCCUUUCCAAAAGCUUUAUUCCCGCCCUGGAUGACUUGGUCCACUGGGACUCCAGGAGCCAAGGGGAGAAUGAAAAGUGGAAGCUGCAGGAAUUCGUAAAUGGAGUGCAGGUGUGUUCACUCUGGCAUUUGRGGGGAUAGAGGGGGAGAAAAAUCAUUGGUCCAGAGAUGGGGAGCACUUAAAAAUAAGUCUAGUUUGUGUAAUUUUUAAGUGUUGAUUUAAAAUUAGUGUUUUAUUUGGCUGCUCUGAAGGGAGCUGUUCUGUUUCUUUAACUGAAGUAUUCUUUGCUUUUCACCCCUCUAGUUAGCCUAAUAUUUUAUUUUUCUCUCCUCUUCUUCCUGCCCCCUCUCUCUCAACUGUUAACUCUGAACUGUUAACUCAGACCCAUCACACUGAAAUGCUAGAAUAAGGGGCAUUUCUAGCCAAGGAAACAACCGUUUUGGGGUGGAGUUUUCCAGAGGUUUAUGCCUCGUUACUGACUGAAAAUUCCUUUGCCAAACUUGGCCGAGUGCAAGCUAGCUGUGUGUCCAAGGUCUAACACUUUGAUGUUUCAAACAGUGGCUUUUUACUGUGAGCGGAGACAAACCUCUUGCUGAGGUGUCUGCUGGCUACGAGUGCCAUUACAUCAAAGAUGUAUUCAGUGCAAAUUAGGUGAAAUACCUCCCUUUUUUGUUUGUUUUUUUUUUUCCCCUCCUCCAGGUAAAUAAGCCUGGUGAUGGUUGUUUGGGGCAGUCAAAUGUUUUGUUGAUGAAGAACUUAAUCUAUUUUUUGUUACAGGAGCUUUGCUAGAAAGCUAAGCACAGAGUUGCACGUUGUCUCAGGCCCUCUCCCACUUCCCUUAUUCCACGUGCU